Solenopsis invicta (red fire ant) is the source of this 1046-nucleotide messenger RNA. Its product is annotated as 15-hydroxyprostaglandin dehydrogenase [NAD(+)]-like. The record is from RefSeq and is a predicted model, not a curated record. Bases 122 to 919 code for a protein of 265 amino acids. The transcript has a single exon. Gene Ontology annotation, cellular component: cytoplasm. Gene Ontology annotation, molecular function: oxidoreductase activity, acting on the CH-OH group of donors, NAD or NADP as acceptor. NCBI's taxonomy places the organism in Eukaryota, Metazoa, Arthropoda, Insecta, Hymenoptera, Formicidae.
GCAUAAGAGGCAGCAUUGUGUAUUAACCCGAGUAAACUUUAUUUAUAGACAGUCCUUCACUAAGAUACGUUACAGAAUCAUAUCUGACAAGUACUUUGCAAGGAGAUAUCAUUGAAUCACAAUGUACAACGUACAGAAUAAAACUGCAAUGAUCACUGGGGCGGCUACUGGAAUAGGCUACAAGUGUGCUGAAAUAUUGCUUCGUAAUGGCGCAAAGAAGGUUGCCAUAGUCGAUUUGCCAACAUCGAACGGCCAGAAUGCGGCGGCUACCUUGGAGAACAAAUUUGGGAAGGGGCGUGCCAUUUUCAUUGCCUGCGACGUAUCAAAAACCGAUGACUUAAAGAAGGCAUUCCAGAAGAUCGUCGACGUGUUUGGAGGACUCGAUAUUCUUAUCAACAACGCUGGUGUUUGUAACGAAAAUCUCUGGGAACAAAUUAUCGAUGUUAAUGUCAAAGCGGUAAUUCGCGGCUCUCUGUUGGCGUUCGACCACAUGGGAAAGCACAAAGGCGGCAAGGGCGGCGUAAUCGUCAACAUCGCUUCCGUAACCGCAUUGUGCCCAUUUUUCUUCAUUCCAAUGUAUUCUGCUUCGAAGCAUGCGGUCCUGGGAUUCAGUCAAUCUCUGGCGAAAAUGUACAACAAAACUGGAGUGCGAGUUGUUAUAAUGUGCCCGGGAGUUACACAGACAGCGAUGGUAGCAAAUAUCCAACGUAACAUAUGCGACUCUUUUAAAGAUCUGAUAGAUGUUGACGCUGAAAGAUGUUUGGACAACUAUCCGGAACAAACAAUCGAUAAUGUGGUUCUUGCAAUAUUAGAUCUCAUCCAGAAGGGUGAAAACGGAGCGGCUUGGGUCAGCGAAGGUGGUCAACCGCCGUAUGCUGUGGAUUUUCCUCAUUAUUCCAAGCGAUCUCUGCCCGUAUAAAGUUGAUAUUUGAUGAUUUAUUUUACUCUAUUUUUCAAUCAUUUUACACGAUAACCAGCAAAUGCAAUAUGUGUUAAAAAUUAUAAAAUAUAUAACAUUUCAAAUAAACAUUAACAUUCCAAUUGAA